Eurypyga helias (sunbittern) is the source of this 641-nucleotide messenger RNA. Its product is annotated as paired box protein Pax-7-like. Gene Ontology annotation, biological process: regulation of transcription by RNA polymerase II. Gene Ontology annotation, molecular function: RNA polymerase II transcription regulatory region sequence-specific DNA binding; DNA-binding transcription factor activity, RNA polymerase II-specific. NCBI's taxonomy places the organism in Eukaryota, Metazoa, Chordata, Aves, Eurypygiformes, Eurypygidae. The record is from RefSeq and is a predicted model, not a curated record.
GGAACAGACUGGACGAAGGCUCUGACGUUGAAUCCGAACCAGACCUGCCUUUGAAGCGCAAGCAACGUCGCAGUCGAACCACUUUCACGGCGGAGCAGCUGGAGGAGCUGGAGAAGGCCUUCGAGAGAACCCACUACCCAGACAUCUACACACGGGAGGAGCUAGCUCAGAGAACCAAGCUCACCGAGGCCCGAGUUCAGGUGUGGUUCAGCAACCGAAGAGCGAGGUGGCGCAAACAGGCAGGAGCAAACCAACUUGCGGCUUUCAAUCACCUGCUGCCGGGGGGUUUCCCACACCCAUACCAACUGCCGGACUCCACCUACCCAACGACCACCAUUUCCCAAGACGGGGGAAGCACUGUACACAGACCCCAGCCCCUGCCGCCAUCCACCAUGCACCAAGGGGGGCUUGCCGCAGCCGCCGCUGCAGACACUGGCUCUGCCUACGGGGCCCGACACAGCUUCUCCAGCUACUCGGACAGUUUCAUGAAUGCUGCAGCUCCUGCCAACCACAUGAAUCCUGUUAGCAAUGGCCUCUCUCCACAGAAGCAGGGUGCCCAAAACAAGAUGCAGUGCUCCAGGUGGAACCUCACCAUAGCCUUGAACAAUCAGGUAAUAACUUCCCAUCGCCUUUUUUUCUAA